Colletotrichum abscissum is the source of this 567-nucleotide messenger RNA. RefSeq lists its product as uncharacterized. The transcript is spliced from 2 exons. Bases 1 to 567 code for a protein of 188 amino acids. NCBI's taxonomy places the organism in Eukaryota, Fungi, Ascomycota, Sordariomycetes, Glomerellales, Glomerellaceae. The record is from RefSeq and is a predicted model, not a curated record. Gene Ontology annotation, molecular function: oxidoreductase activity, acting on the CH-CH group of donors.
AUGGGCGUGUCGGCCUUGAAGGUGGCCGGGUGUAUCACGGCCAUGUAUAGCCAGCGUCGGCAGGUUGGGGUCGGAAAUCACGGGCGAGUGGUGCCUAUUAUGAGUUUCAGCACGCAGCAGCGCCCCAUACUCAAGACGCUGGCCUUCGUGGAGGUUCUGCAUGCUUAUGCCGAAUGGACCAUCAAGCUAUUCAUGAACCCCGACACCACCGCUGACGUUCGCAGAGGCCUUACGCCCACUUUCAAAGCACUCGUAGUGGGUUCAUCGCAUUUGCUCGUCGAGCUUGUCGAACGAUGCGGGUGGCAGGGUUUAUAUGCUUACAGACAGAUCAGUGAGCUGGCGUCUACGUUCCAGGGGAAUUCAGUCGCAGAGGGUGACACACUGGCCAGCAGCAUCUGCCUGGUGUCGGAGCUUCUGGCACAGAAAUACUGCCUGCCUCAACCGGUCGAUCGAAGAAGCCCUCUGGCCAUGUACGAGAGGGGAGUAGUCGACGAGAUUGCGGCGAGUAUGGCCCCGAUACCUAGCGGUCAUCGAAGCAGCGAGUUCAAUGCGGCGGUCCCUCUUUGA